Messenger RNA from Lolium perenne, 1768 nucleotides. RefSeq lists its product as uncharacterized. Lineage: Eukaryota; Viridiplantae; Streptophyta; Magnoliopsida; Poales; Poaceae. The record is from RefSeq and is a predicted model, not a curated record.
GAUCACGUAGGUAAGCAAGCGAACUCACCGCCCGCCGCCGCCGACUUACCGUGAUCGGAUCGCGCCAUGGCCGUCCCGCCCUCGCUCCUCGUCUCGUCGGGCCUCUUGCUCGUCACUGCCUCGUACGGGUCGAAGCCCCUCGCGUUCGUCCUAACGCUCCUCGUCUCCUUCGUCUUCCUAGAGCGCGCCCUGUCGCCAAACCUCAUCGACGGCUUCUUCCGCGAGGUCGACGCCGUCGUGAUCGGAGACCUGCGCACCGUCCGCGACGCCAUCAGGGAUGAUCCCCUGGCCGCACCCAUCUACGCCGCCGCCGUGGACCGUGUGCGCCGCGCCCACGCCUUCGUCACGAACGCGAUCCAGGCCUUGCUGACGAAGGCCAAGGAGAGCCUGAGCGAAGCCAAGGAGGCUGCAGUCGCGGCCUUCCUCUGGCUCCGCCUGGCAGCUGGCGUGGCCAAUCUGGUGGCGACCGCCCUGAUGAACACUGCUCUCGAGGAGGCGAGAAGCCGGGCGCCGUCGGUUCUGAGCUGGAGGGGCGUGAAGGGGCUCAUCAGGACGUCCCCGCCGAACGAGGAGGCGCUGUCCAAGCCGGGCACCACGUUUCUCGUGGUCUGGAUCGCGGCGAUCUUCGCGUACUUCGCGCAAGCGCUCACCAUCGGCGGCAUCUGCAGCGGCAUCGCGUCGUUCGCCGCGUGCUUCCCAUGCUUCGCCGCGCUGUGCGGCUUUGCGCUCAUGGAGGCCGAGAGGGUGUACCUGUGGGGUUCCUACGCCAUCGACACGACGGGCGGCAGCGACACGGCCAAACCAAGACGGACGGCCGGCGACGCAGCGGUAGGAGUCGUCAAUGGCGAGGAGUCUCAGUGUGCUCGGGAGUAUCUGUCGACGCUUUUCAUCCUGACGCUCGGCAUUGAUGCCCUGUUGAUCGCCUACAUGCGGCCGUUCGUUCUCGCGUCAUUAUCCAUCUUCAACGUCGCGGCGGCCAAGCAGGCUUACAUGGCGUGGGAAGACGGAGCGCACGGGGACUUGUACAAGUGGCGCCGCCUUGCGAUGAAGGUGUUGGCGAUAGACAUUGCCAAGGUCGUCGGCACCUACCUCGUGAUUGACUUCUCCCUGGGCGCGUUGCUGUUCUUGUGUCUCUGUGCCAAGGCGGCCUUCUUUCUGGACAGGGCGAUUUACUUGUCGGAUGAGGGUGCAUCGGAGCACAACGACGACAGUCAGGAAGGUGCUGCUCUCGCUAAGGACGUGGAAACAGAUGCCGAAGGUACUGACGACGGUAAUCAGAACGGUGCUGUUGUCGCUGGGGACGUCGCCGGAGAUGGCAAAAUUUCUGACGGCGACGAUCAGGAGGGUGCUGGUCUCGCCGGGGACGCUGCCGGAGAAGCCCAAGGUACUGACGACGUUCCUGCAGAGAAUUCAAGUGGCAUUGUUGCAUCCGACGAUGAAGAGGAGGAAGGCUCGACCACGGAGGAGCACUCCGAUCUGUCAGAUUCACAGGAGGAACGCUCAACCACGGAGGUGCAGUACCCCGAUCUGCCAGUUUCAGAAGAGGAAGGCUCGACCACGGAGGAGCACUCCGAUGUAUCAGAUUCAGAGGAGCAGCGUCGCGAAGAAUCAGACGGCAGCAGUAGCAGCAGCAUGGACGGCUGGAGUUUCGUAGGCGUCGAGCCGAUUAUGCCGACCGAUGUUAACGCUGGCGUCAAUCGUAAGUUCAGGUUUUUUCUGUAGGAUGAGCCUAGGAUGUGAUCUAGUGAUUCAGUCAACAUCUGCAGAG